AUGCAACAAGGAGAAAUAGUUGAAGAAGGAGAUCAUGAUUCAUUGAUGAAAGCUCAAGGCAUAUAUUUUGAUCUUAUUAAACAACAAUAUUUACGUCAAGUUGAAGAAGAAGAAGAAGAAGAAUUACAAUUGGAACAAAAAGAAAUAACUAAGUUGAUGUCUGGUGAUGAAACAAAUAAUGAUUCAAUUGAACAAGUACAUCAUAAAAAAACAAUAGAUAGCGCUACUCAAUCUGUAAUAUCUGCUGUAUAUGGGAUGAAAAAUUCACUAGCAGGAUACAAGUGGCGCAAAAAUGAUGACGAAAACAUGAUUACAAUGAAGGAAAGAAAGAAAAGUACUACAUUAGCUAUAUUACAAAUGAACAAACCAGAAUGGCUAUUGAUUGCAAUUGGAUGUAUAGUAGCUUCAAUGAAUGGAGCCACGGAGCCGUCAUAUUGUGUUAUUCAAACAAAACUAGCAACAGUAAAUAUCUGA
This is a messenger RNA of Rotaria sp. Silwood2, 474 nucleotides long. The record is from the annotation of a GenBank genome assembly. Lineage: Eukaryota; Metazoa; Rotifera; Eurotatoria; Philodinida; Philodinidae.